Paramormyrops kingsleyae is the source of this 3001-nucleotide messenger RNA. It is a transcript of the gene kcng3, whose product is annotated as potassium voltage-gated channel, subfamily G, member 3. Gene Ontology annotation, biological process: action potential; potassium ion transmembrane transport; protein homooligomerization. Gene Ontology annotation, cellular component: voltage-gated potassium channel complex; membrane. Gene Ontology annotation, molecular function: delayed rectifier potassium channel activity. The record is from RefSeq and is a predicted model, not a curated record. NCBI's taxonomy places the organism in Eukaryota, Metazoa, Chordata, Actinopteri, Osteoglossiformes, Mormyridae.
CGGGCGGCGGAGCGGAGCCACCAGGCAGUCCUCAGCCCCGGCGCAGACACGCCUGCUGCGCGCGUCCGCGCUCUCGUUCGGGGUGUAUGUGCAAGAGAAGCAAAAGAUGAAUUACUUUUCAGUCCCGUCUCCACUUGAAAUCCGCACCAUCCCCUGAAACUGCACUUGGACUAUACGAUGAUUGCGCAUACUUACUUACUGGAAAACCCCCCUUCCCACCCUCAGGAAUAAAAAGGCAGAGCAGCGGAACCGUAAGAGAGUGACUGCUGCAAGAUGAAGUUUGGAAAGAGUAUUUGCAUCUUGAACGUCGGCGGCACCAAGUACGCAUUCCCCAGGGACGUGAUAAAGGACUUUCCCCUCCAGCGAGUGAGCCGCCUGCACAGCUGCGCCUCCGAGAAAGAGGUGCUGGAGGUGUGUGACGACUACGACCGGGAGAGCAACGAGUUCUUUUUUGACCGGCACUCGGAGGCGUUCGUCUUCAUUAUGCUCUACGUGAAGUCCGGCAAGCUGCGCUUCGUCCCGCGGAUGUGCGAGCUCUCCUUCUACAAUGAGAUGGUCUACUGGGGGCUGGAGAGCUCCCACCUGGAGUACUGCUGCCAGCGACGGCUGGAUGACAGGAUGUCGGACUCCUUCACCUACUUCUCGGAGGAGGACAUCAAGCCCGAGGAGGACCUGGAGACCGUGGGAGGGGGCGCCAGGUGGCUGGAGAGGAUGAGGAGGACUUUCGAGGAGCCCAUGUCCUCCGUGGCUGCUCAGAUCCUCGCCUCGGUCUCCGUGAUCUUUGUGAUCGUGUCCAUGGUCAUACUGUGUGCCAGCACCCUGCCCGACUGGGACAGUGCCAAGAACAACAGCGUGGCAGAGCACAGGAUCAUCGAGGCUGUGUGCAUCGGCUGGUUCACAGCUGAGUGCAUCGUGCGCUUCCUGGUGUCCCGCGAUAAGUGCGAGUUCCUGCGGCGUCCACUGAACGUCAUUGACCUGCUGGCCAUCGCUCCAUACUAUGCCUCAGCGCUGGCAGCAGCUGUGACAGGCGAGAGCUCGCAACUGCAGCGUGCCGGCGUCACGCUGCGUGCCCUACGCAUGAUGCGUAUCUUCUGGCUCAUCAAGCUGGCACGCCACUUCCUGGGCCUGCAGUCACUUGGGCUGACGCUGCGGCGCUGCUACCGUGAGAUGGUCAUGUUGCUGGUGUUUGUGGGCGUGGCCAUGGCCAUCUUUGGUGCACUAGCCCAGCUGCUGGAGCAUGGCUUGGACCUGGUGCCCAGCAGUGAGGACUAUGCCAGCAUCCCGGCCGCCUGCUGGUGGGUUAUUAUCUCCAUGACCACAGUGGGCUAUGGAGACAUGUACCCCAUCACCAUGCCCGGGCGCAUGCUGGGCGGCCUCUGUGUGGUCAGCGGCAUCGUGCUGCUGGCACUGCCCAUCACAUUCAUCUACCACAGCUUCGUGCAGUGCUACCAUGAGCUGCGGCUGCGCUCGGCUCGUUACCACCGCAGCCUCUCCACUGAGUUCCUCAACUGAGUGGCACGGGUCAGCCCCUCUCCAGCACUCACCUCCCAUCAAACUGGGAAACUCCCUAUUGUGCACCUCCUUUCUUUGGCCAGAAGACUCUUCUGACACAUUUGUUCCUGCAUUCUGGCCACAGGGGCAUGUCAGGGUUUUUGUAAGGGCAUGACAGGUACCCAUGGUGAGAGUAACCAAUAGGAAAAGCUGUUAGAUCAUGGGUACCUAGCUUAUAUACGUCCAUGGAAGUCAGGGACACGUAAUUAAGAACCGGUAAUUAUUUCUCAAGCUUCCUCGUGCAGGUGAACGAUAUUGACGAACAAAGUACCAGAGGUUCCGAUGCAUCAAAGCAAAAGUGAUAUAAUAUUCUGAUCCAGUCCAGAGUGAGGACAGCAAGUUCUAACAUGAUGUGAUGACAGGUACAUCCCGGUGUCCUGCAUAAUGCCACCGGGAUUCUAUUGAUCGAGCCCUUUGCAGUGACAGCUGCUCUAUGUCUGGAAGGUAAGACUCUUUCCAGUAGAUGAUUGGCUUAUUGAUGGCAGCCAGCUAGCCAAUGGACAUGAACUACCCAGUUCACCAUGAGCUGACUUUCUAUCGAGGCUCCGGAGGUGAUGCCAUGGGUCGGCCCUUGGCCCCUCUCUUCUGUCACAGGGGCCCAUAAGGAGAGGCAGCUGCCCCCUCAGGCUGGUACCCCACCACUGCCGCCAUGCCAUGGCGGGGGUUCAGUUCCCUCAGUCUCGGGGGGCAGUUUCCCUCCCUGUCAGCGCUGACCAUGUCACCUCCUUCCCUCAAACCUCUACCACUGCUCCAUUGGCCUCCCCUUCCUCCUCUGAAGACUUCCAGGCCCCCUAGCUGCCAGGAAGAGCUACUGCACCCAGUGAUGUCAACACUGUCUCUCCGUUUGACUUACUUACAUAUCUAACAUCAAACUUCCUGGGCAGUAGGCAGCUAAAUGGGGGUGAAAGGCUGCAUGUGACGCUUCCUCACGUCCCUCUGUCUCUGCCUGCAGUAGACAGUCCACCAGCAGCUUUUGUCACAUGACUUUUGCCGGAUGUUCAUCAGAGGGGUGUCACCUCUGUGCCACCAGUCAUCCAGGGUCACAAGAUCACAUUCAGGACACUCAAGGUCAUCCAUCAACAGCAGCUUGAAAGCCAUGUUGUUUUCUAGUUUUGUUAAUAAUUUUUCUAAAAGUAUUACUUAAAUAUAUAAAUAUAUCCAAAGUAACAUCUAAAUUGUUAUUGAACGCAAUUAAUCUUCAAAAGACCAAGCUUGAAUACUAUGGUUGCUCUCUAGGUGAAAAAUAACAGCGCUUCCUGAACAUUCCUGGAGGAGAAUAUAUAUUCUCCGUGCUUCAUUGCAUGAUGAGUUUUGAAAAUUAAAAUGGAAAAACGCUGUGUAAAAGUUAUAAGCUGAACUGGAGUUCCGCUGCUUCCUGCUAUGUGAACAGUGCAACUGGAUGAUGUUGGACUUCCACUGGGAAUAAACCUUCAUACUGGACCUGUCAGGC